Molecule: messenger RNA, 867 nt
Organism: Phlebotomus argentipes
Lineage: Eukaryota; Metazoa; Arthropoda; Insecta; Diptera; Psychodidae
Product: estradiol 17-beta-dehydrogenase 8
Exons: 3
Coding region: 122-853 (243 amino acids)
Molecular function (GO): oxidoreductase activity, acting on the CH-OH group of donors, NAD or NADP as acceptor
Source: RefSeq, a predicted model, not a curated record
GUCGCGCGCUGUGCUGCCGGAAGAUUCACGGUUUCGCACAGUUCUUGUUUAUCUCUGAACUCCAAAAGGCAUUACAUAAUUUCUGUUGACCUUCUCGCUUCCCUGAGGAGAAGGAGUCACGAUGACACUGGCGGGUAAAUUGGCUUUUGUAACAGGUGCCGGUUCUGGUAUCGGCAGGGCGACAUGCCGCAUCCUGGCACGUGACGGAGCGACUGUCAUUGCAGCGGAUCGGAAUCUGGCCACUGCUGAGGAGACUGUGAAGCUUCUGGACAAUCCGGAGCACUCUUCCGUAAAGGUAGAGGUGGACUCAUCGUCGAGCGUCCGGCAGGCGCUGGCCUUCUGCCUGGAGAAGUACAAGAAGCCCCCGUCAGUGGUGGUGAACUCUGCCGGCAUCACCAAAGACAGCUUCAUCCUGAAGAUGCCCGAGGAGGACUUCGAUGCGGUGAUCAAUGUGAAUCUGAAGGGCUCCUUCACCGUCAUGCAGACCUUCGCCAAGUCAAUGGUGGAGCAGAACACCGGCGGAUCCAUCAUCAAUCUGUCUAGCGUUGUGGCCAAAUCCGGAAACCUUGGUCAGGCCAACUACUCGGCCAGCAAGGCGGGCGUCGAGGCGAUGACAAGAGUGGCAGCGAAGGAGUUCGGCAGAUUCAACAUCCGUGUCAACGCCAUCCUGCCGGGAUUCAUCAACACCCCGAUGACGGGCACUGUUCCGGACAAGGUCAAGAAUAUGAUCAUCCAGCAGACGGCGCUGAAGAGAUUCGGAGAGCCUGAAGAAAUCGCCGAAGUUAUUGCGUUCCUGGCAUCCGAUAAAAGUUCUUAUGUCACUGGAGCCUCGAUUGACGUGAUUGGAGGGUGAGAGAGAUAUUUUUU